Molecule: messenger RNA, 2148 nt
Organism: Aspergillus nomiae NRRL 13137
Lineage: Eukaryota; Fungi; Ascomycota; Eurotiomycetes; Eurotiales; Aspergillaceae
Product: Zn(II)2Cys6 transcription factor
Exons: 8
Coding region: 1-2148 (715 amino acids)
Biological process (GO): positive regulation of transcription by RNA polymerase II; DNA-templated transcription
Cellular component (GO): nucleus
Molecular function (GO): DNA-binding transcription factor activity, RNA polymerase II-specific; sequence-specific DNA binding; zinc ion binding
Source: RefSeq, a predicted model, not a curated record
AUGCAAGAACAGAGCCAUAAGCCGAGACGAACUGCAAUUGCGUGUAUCGCCUGCCGCCAGAGCAAGGUAAAAUGCUCUGGCGAUGAACCCUGCGCCAACUGUAUCCGACGAUCACUGACUUGUCAGUUUUCAGAAGCAAAUAGCAAAGUGCUCGUGUCAGAGAGGUAUCUUCGUGAGUUGCAGAAGCAAGCCUACAACUGGCAACGUGCUUCAGGAGUCAAACGCUCGUGGGAUUCAGCGUUCAAGGUUGGGGAUGGGGCCCACGAGGAGACCACGGUCCAUGAUGACCAGGUCGCCGCAGAAAUUGUAGCCCCCCAAUCCCAGGGAUCAGCGGCAUCACAGGGGAGCGAAUUUACAUGCAACAUCUGGACGAGUCCCUUCACCUUACCCUCAACGGUCAUUAAAGAUCCACAUAUGGAACAGCGAAACUGGAUUUGGCUGGCCCCGACCUCGGCUUGGUCGCUCACAGCUCGACUGAUAGUCAUGAUGACCGAGAAACUCGACCUGAACUCAACACACAAUAUUCCGAAGUUCUAUCUGGAUGGAGAUAUCUAUCCGUUCGCGUGGGACCGCGCCACGGCCACCGAACCGUUUGAUACCAGUGGUUUGCCGUCGGCUGAUUAUGCCUUAUACCUGUUCAAUAUUGUCAAGUUCCACCUGGGCCAGAUGUACCGAUUCUUUGACGAAAAUACCUUUGUUUCUCAGAUGCAUGAAUUCUACGCGAGCGAUGCGGUUGAAAAGGCCAGCAAACCUCGUUUCUGGUUCCUACAAUUUCUGCUGGUCCUUGCACUUGGAAAUGCGUUCGUGUCGCGGCCUCGAAGCCACUCCAGCCCACCUGGCGCCAAGUUCUUUGCGCGUGCGAUGUCCAUCAUGCCCAAUCAUACCUCCACAGGAAAAGAUAGUCUGUUGGCCAUCGAAGCCUUGGCCCUGGCCGGGUUAUAUCUGUAUGCAAUAGACCACAGAGAGGCGGCUCACGUAUACGUCGGUCAUGCGGUACGCAUAGCACACAUGGAAGGUUUACACACCCAGCUUCCGGAAACAGAAUUAGGUACUGCCACGGUAGCCCGAUGCCGAAACCUGUGGUGGACCUUGUACAUCAUGGACAGACAUGUCUCCUCGUCGCUGGGACUCCCGAUGACGACCAAGGACAGCGAUAUCAGCACUCUGAUCAACACCCCGAGCAUGGAUUUCCAUGACAUCACAUUUAGCCUACAAGUCAGGCUGUCGCAAAUGCUGUCCUUUAUUUUAAGCACCAUCUAUAAGACGGAGAAGACCCAGCUCGGAAGGUUUCUAGAGAUUACGAGAAACAUUUUGCACGCCAUGGCUAAACAUGCUGAGGAGAUCGAGAAGAUGAUGCAGAUUAGCUUCCAGAGCUCCAUGGAUAACGUGCCUCAGGAGAUGCGUCAUAUAAUCUUACUAUACCAUGAGUGCGUGAUCGUCGCCACCAGGCCUCUGCUCUUGUCCGUUCUGAAGGAACGGCUAGAGAAGUUAGGGCGUGCAGAGGAAGACUGGCAAAAGUUUCUAGCCCUCCCCAAAUCCUUGAUAUCCAUUGGGAUCAAGUCUGCCGAAAAGACGCUUCAGAUAUUGUCGGACGAAAAUGGUCACCUCGAAACUUUCCUUCCAUUCGAUCUCGAGUUUACCUACGCAGCUGCUCUACAUCUGACCAUGGCGAACACGCUCUACCCACCCGACACCAACGAUGACACGUAUAGUAAGUCUGCACAUUCAAUCCUCGAUGAGAUGAUUCUGUGUGGGAAUAAGGUGGCAGAGGUUCGAAAGGAUGAGUUGCGCUGCAUCGAGGGGCUAUUCCAAGAGUUCGCCAAACGAGUACAGCAGGAAGGCCUGCAAGUUCUCACUUUGUCUGGUCGGGGACUUGUGGAGGCUGGACCAGAGGAAAAUCCUAGUCAAGAAUGCCGGGGACAAACGCCCGCGACAGAGCCUCCAACCUUCACAGAGUCAUCGGCCCAGUCACCAUCCGUAAAUCAGUCUCUGACGGCCAGCGUCGAUCCCCUCGACAAUGUGAUCGGAAUCUCAUCCUAUGAAUUCCUCUCUAUUGUGGAUCAGAUCGGCGGCUCUGAAAUGCCCUUCGUCUUGAACGUAGGCCCGGACUGGAUGGACGGCGGCGCUAUCGCAUAUCCGUUUGGGUGA